Messenger RNA from Dreissena polymorpha, 3310 nucleotides. RefSeq lists its product as uncharacterized. The transcript is spliced from 6 exons. The record is from RefSeq and is a predicted model, not a curated record. Bases 205 to 2451 code for a protein of 748 amino acids. NCBI's taxonomy places the organism in Eukaryota, Metazoa, Mollusca, Bivalvia, Myida, Dreissenidae. Gene Ontology annotation, molecular function: DNA binding. Gene Ontology annotation, biological process: meiotic attachment of telomere to nuclear envelope; homologous chromosome pairing at meiosis. Gene Ontology annotation, cellular component: nuclear inner membrane.
UAUACCGCACUCUGGAUCAGCAAACGAUUUAUUGAAUGUUUAAUUUGAUUCUACCUAUGACAACAUCUGGCGGUAAAUUGGCAGACGUCAACUUCAAAUGUAAACAACAUUUACAAAUAGUUAUCAAUCGAUAUAUAUGCGAUGAUUCUUGGGAAGAAAUGCUUAUACCUGAUGCUACUAAAUGUUAAUAUACAUUAGUUCAACAUGGUGCUGGGAACAUUCCCCCGUUUUCAAAAUAAUACAAGACUUGUGCGGUACUUGGACACACUUUACAAACUGAAGGUUACAUACAACCAAGAAUCUCUAAAAGAGCAUGCAGAUUAUAUCAGUCAACUUACGGCCCAUCAUGAGAUUGAGCAGUGCUUUAGGGCCGUGCUGUAUAUGAACGAGAGGAAUGUGAACUUGAGGCCAAUCGAGACUCAGCAUUUCUUGAUUCAAAUAAGAAAGGUGAUGUGGAGUUUUCCACAGAAGUAUACAAGAUAUGGAUUUGAGCAGAAUGGGGUACGUUUAAAAACAUACGAGUUCAUGUUUGAAUUCAAUGUCAGCCUAAAUGAAGGAAGCAUGAGGCGCUCUGUGGAUGAAACCAAAAAGGUAGAGGGAGAUGUGAUGCCUAUAAGGGAGGCACAAUCGGAUGGCAUGAAGCACAAAUCACUGGAGUUGGUUUCUAAAGACAAGGCUCCAGAUGUGCCUUUAGGGAGAUUUGGUAGAACUAAAGAAGGAACAUUGUUCAGAGUUGUUCCCAGCGAAAAGUCGGUAGAAAGGUUUUCAAAAAAUAGUGGUACAGACUUACCAGAGAGACAAAAACAUUCAAGAAAUGAUAGUGGAAAGAAGCAGGAUUCUGAUGUAGAAAAUAAUUCAUAUGUUGCCAAAGGUCCAUCUAAAAAAUCCAUAAAUGACCGUGGACAAUUGCACUUAGCUGAAAACAUGACAAAGGACUGCAGCUUUUUACAGGUCUCUACAACAGAAAGUAAACUAAGUGGGAGACAAGUUUCAGAAAAAGUUACUCAGAAGAGGAAGCAAGGUGAUGAAAGUUCAGAUCCUGAUGAUGAUGAUGAUUGUCAUUGUAAAUCUUUGAGAAGGCCUGAAUCAAGUAGGCAAAACUCCAAUCCAGAAAGAUCAGAUCUUGAUAUUCCUAGUAAAAAAGUGACUAGAGUGGCUAAGAAUGAGUCCAAAGAGACUGAUAACAGUUUUGAUUCUGAUGUUUUGAAGAAUGGAGCUCAGCACCAAAGAAAGAAAUCAGGGAAGGAAAGAAAACAAAUGUAUCAAACUGUUUCAGAAGUUGAAAGUCAUGCAAGAAAUGUGCAUCAAAGUUGUUACGUUUCUAUUGAAAAGUGUCAAGAUGCAACUGGUAAAAAGAAGAAAGAAAACCAAAAACAUCAAAGAGAGGCUAGAACAAGAGAGUUAGCUGUUGACAGCUCUGCUGAGUCUGAAAGUGAUGCUCAACUAGAACAAUUUGAAGACCAGAAUAGAAGACAUUCAAAGCGAUUAAAUAAGUCAGGAGGUGUUCACUCAAAACAUGAACAAGUAAAGACUGGACUACUUGGAACAGGCAAAGAAAAAGUGUGUGACGUGUUAAAUGAUGGGCAGAAUGAAAGUAGACAGAUACAUCAUACAUUUUCUUCACAUGUAUACAAAGACAAUGUGGCCAGUAAUGUGUCUACGGAUGAUAGUGGAAACGAGUCUUCAAGACAAAGGUCGUUCAGACUUGAGACGAAAGCAAAGGAAUCGGAUUCUCGAAACACCAUGAAAAUUCAAUCCGGCUUUACUGGAGAUGCUGAUAGCCAAGGGAGUCCAGAGAGAGGUCGUGUGAGGAGAAGCAGGCGUUUAGAGGUUCAAAACACAAAUAACAAGGUUGAUUUCAGUCCCAGUAGGCUCAGAACCAAGAACAUAUCACAUGGCGCUGGUACAUGGAUCCCAACAUUUGGUUUCUUGACACCUGGCAAUGAAAAUGAAGGUCGUUCCUCUAGUCCAGAAAUAAGAAGAAGGAAAGUGAAGUUGUAUGCUGCCAGUCGUAGUCCCCCAUUGAGUACUGAACCUGAGAUGUCAAGUCCCCAGGUUUUGACAGUGAAGCCUGUGAAAAGAGCAGCUGCAGGAGAAUCACAUAGACCUCACACAAGGCAAAUGGAUGAGGAGUCACGGCGUAUAGAGGAGUUAAGGCAGCAGCAGGCCCACAGGGUGUACAGGGACUUCAUGGCCAAACGCCGGGACAGGCAUGCCGUGGAACAGGCGGAGAGAGCAGAAACAAACAAACUGCGGCAGUUGUAUGAGCCGACAGUGCCAAGGUCUCCACAGAAACCAGGGUCAAGUUCUCAGGACCAAAGGUCACAGGGUCAAGAAGUGGAACAACAGAGGGUGACCCGUAAAAGAAACUCUGGCUUCUUGGGUGCCCUUAUGGACAACCUGGUUACACCCACAAAGAAAUUUUUGUUUGGCAGCAAGAAUAAGGAAUGACUCUCACAUGUUUGUUAUUGUUAAAGGGACCUUUUCACAAUUGACAAAAUUGAAAGAAAUUGUUUCAGAUUUGCAAGUUUUCGUUGUAGUAAUGAUAUUUGUGAGGAAACAAUAAUACUGAACGUUUACCAUGCUCUAAAAUAUCAAUUAUAUGCAUCUUUUUACGAUUUAAAAACUUGAAAAUUAUAAAGCGUUGCAGCAGGAAACGAUUGAAUAAUUUGGAGAGUUUUGUUGUUGUCGUUAUAUUUUAUGACACUUCAAGGAUUGCUUAUAUAAAGUUUAAAAUACAUAGCACAAAUGGCCGAGUGGUCUAAGUGUAGACUUUUUACUCCAGUGGUCAGUGGUUCAAGUCCAGUUGAGGGUUACUUUUUUUCUUCAUUAAUUUUAUUCUUAUUUUUUGCUGGAGCUUUUUAGAUCCAAUGUUCACAUUUAUCAAUAUAAAGCAUAUAAUAACAAACUUCAAUACAUGCCCAAAUCUGUGAAAAGGUCCCUUUAAGUUAAGGCUACAUUUCUUGAAUUUUGAAAGAUAUGCAUGCCUUUUCAUUUGGUGAAAUUGUAUUGUAAUAAAACAAUGAAUUAUGAUAUUAAUGACAGAGAAUCAGUUGUAAAGUUAGUUGUAUGAAUACAAAGAUGGAUAAAUCUUCAUAUUAUUGCCAAAAUUAAUUUUGGACAAUUAACAUGAACAACUAUGACGAAACAUUUCACUGGGAAGAGUAAUACAACAAAUUGAUGGAAAACAAAGAAUAUGGCUGCCAUUCCAUUUGCUUGUUGUACCUUUUUGCAUGUAAUUAAAAAAAAAGAUUCCUUUUUUUGCUAAUUUGAUGUAGAAAUACAACAUGUAUUUGUUCUUGCUAUUCUU